This is a messenger RNA of Erythranthe guttata (spotted monkey flower), 2098 nucleotides long. It is a transcript of the gene PTL, whose product is annotated as Duplicated homeodomain-like superfamily protein. The record is from RefSeq and is a predicted model, not a curated record. NCBI's taxonomy places the organism in Eukaryota, Viridiplantae, Streptophyta, Magnoliopsida, Lamiales, Phrymaceae.
AGAGAGUAGUUGAUAUAUAUCGAGCACAGCACAGAAAUGGGUCCAUUGUCCUCUACAUGAAUUCACAACCCUUUUUUUCUUUUCUUUCAGAACACGAUCCGGGUCUGCCGCUCCUUUCACCACUGUCCCCUCAAUCUCUCUCUCUCUCUCUCUCUCUCUCCUCUUUCUCUCUCUAGAUACAUAUAUAUUAUUGUAUCUUCAGUCUUACUGAAUUCGAGUGGCUGCUGUGAAUUGCAAAAAAGAAGAAGAAAUGGAGGAUCAAUACGGGAUGGACGAUCUGAGGCAGUUCAUAAGCAGCAGGCCUUUAUUUCCGCCCAUCGCUCAGCCGCCGCCGGACUUGCUGUCCAGCCACCGCGGUCUGAGCUCCGGCGCCAACCCGUACGACAUGCUCAUGUUUCGCUCCGAUUCCAUUUCCACCACCAGCGCAACCACCGCAGCCGCCGGAUCGAGCAGCGCCGCCGGUGGCUGUUUCAGCACCGGCUUCGAGAGCGGCCUGAACAACAACGGCGGCGGAGACGGCGGCGCCGGGAGAUGGCCGAGGCAGGAGACGCUCACACUUCUUGAAAUCAGAUCAAGGCUCGACCCCAAGUUCAAGGAAGCCAACCAGAAGGGCCCUUUAUGGGAUGAAGUCUCUAGGAUAAUGUGUGAGGAACACGGGUACCAAAGGAGCGGCAAGAAAUGCAGGGAGAAGUUUGAAAACCUGUACAAAUAUUACAAGAAAACCAAAGAAGGCAAAGCUGGCAGGCAAGAUGGCAAACACUACAGAUUCUUCAGACAGCUUGAAGCUCUCUACGGUUCCAACAAUACAGUUCUCUCCGAUCAUCCACCCCAUCACUUAACCACCACUACUCUUCCCUACAGUUUUCCCACCACCACCACCACACAAUUAGAACCACCACUAUUUCAGUACCCCAAUAAUAAUAAUAAACAGUCGGACACAAGCCUUAGCCUCUCGAAUUACUCCGACGCCGAAACCAGCUCGUCGAGCGGCGACGGCAAAACGGGCGGCGGCGAUGGCGGUGGUGGUAAUAAUUGGAAAUUGAAGAUACGAGAUUUCAUCGAUGUGCAGAUGAAGAAACUAAUGGACAAACAAGAAGCGUGGAUGGAAAAAAUGAUGAGAGCGAUCGAGCACAAGGAGCGAGAGAGGAUUUCGAGGGAGGAGGAGUGGAGGAAGAUGGACGCCGAGAGAAUUGAUAGAGAGAGAAAAUUCUGGGCCGGCGAACGGGCUUGGAUCGAGGCCCGUGACGCGGCCCUAAUGGAAGCGCUCUCGAAGCUCACCGGAAGAGCUUCGCCGGAGGAGAGGAUUAUUAACAACAACGACGGUGAGAUAUGGCCGGAGGGUGAGAUGGGGAGAUUGGUCGAGAUACGGAGAUCGAUGGAAGUGAAGUUCGAGCAGAUUAGAGGGGCGAGAUUGUCCGAAGAGGUUGUACUGUGGGACGAGAUAGCGACGAAAAUGGCUUGUCUAGGGUACGACAGAAGUCCGAUGAUGUGCAAAGACAAGUGGGAUAGCGUCGUCGCUAAUAGUAAUGAUUGCGCGAUCAAGUGCAACAAGAAAAGGAAGGAGAACUCGAAAAGCUCCGGUACGUAUUAUAAUACUAACGAGUCCGUUUCGAAUCGAGGAGGAGGAGGAGGAGUUUACGGCGAUGACAGCUGUGAACAAGGGAAUGUCGAUCAUACGAUUCGGUUAUAUGAUCAUGGAAAUUCGUCUCCUAAUAAUAAUAAUCAUAAUAUUAAUGGUAAUAAUAAUAAUAAUAAUAAUGGAUUGAAUGAUAGCUGCUUCAGGUACUUUUUGGGGGAUGCUUACGGAAGAAUAAUGGAUUGAUCGAACUCAAUAACGGAUUCGAGUCGAAAGUUCGAUAAUGCAGCAAACUUGUGUUAAGAACAACAGCUCAAUUCUUUUGGUUAUCAUGUGGUAAUAUUAAUUCAAUUGCUUUUUAUGAUGUACGUUUCUUUUUUUUUUUUUCUUUUCUUUUCUUUUUUAAUUUCUGUAACUCGUGAAUUUUAGUAUGUAUAUAUGAUUAUUUCGAAAGUUCAUCUUUGUUAGAUUUAAUUUGUAAUUGGAUAUAAGAAAGUUUAAGGGAAACAUGCGAGUUUAAUU